UAAAAGGGUUUCGGGUUCUCAGCUUUCAUUGGCACUGCUGCGCAGAUAUACAAAAAAGAACCCUAAAAAUGGCGCCUCAGUUUCUUAAGCUUCCCAUCAUCUCUUGCUAUUGUAGACAUUGCAAUAUUAUCAAUCACAGCUUCUCGCUAUUAUCCAAAUCCUACCCUUCUAAUCUUACCGUUAGAUGGGUCAAACUGGAAACGCCUUGUUCUUUCAGGAGUUUUGGUGUUGCUAAGGCAGGAAAGAUUCAAAUACCUAAAAAAAAAAGAAGACUGGAUGAAAUAUGUCUUGAAAGGUUCCAGCAAUACAGCCGAACAUUCAUACAGUCAUGGAUUUUACAAGGCAAAGUAUUUGUGGAUGGAAAGAUGGUGAACAAAGCAGGCACACCUGUCUCCGACAAAGCUGUUGUAGAGAUAAUGGCUGAAAUUCCAAAAUAUGUAUGUAGAGCAGGAUAUAAGUUAGAAGCUGCCAUCGAACAAUUGGGUAUUGAUGUAGCUGGCAAAGUAGCUCUUGAUUCAGGGCUGUCAACUGGAGGAUUUACUGACUGCCUGCUUCAGCACGGUGCGUCGUUUGUUUAUGGAGUCGAUGUAGGUUAUGGACAGGUGGCAGACAAAAUUCGCCGAGAUGAUCGUGUUUUCGUGGUAGAAAGAACUAACCUAAGAUACCUAUCUGAACUCCCCCAAAAAGUUGAUUUGGUGACUCUAGACCUUUCAUUCAUCUCUAUUCUCACGGUCAUGCCUGCUGUAGUCAAUGUUAUGAAGGAAGAUGCAGCAUUAGUCACCCUGGUUAAACCCCAGUUUGAAGCUCGCAGAUCACAAGUAGGAGGUGGUGGCAUAGUAAGAGAUCCGCUAGUUCACCAAGAGGUUCUGGACAAGAUUAUAAAGGGUGUGGAGAAUUUCGGAUUCUACAGCAAAGGGUGGAUUCAGUCUCCUUUAAAAGGUGCUGAAGGUAAUAUAGAGUUUCUGGUUUACUUUAGUCGAAUGCUGGAGAAAAGUACAGAACCACAUAUUCCAGUGAAGGAAGAGGCUCCGCAUUAGGCUGGAUGAAAAACUUCACUCAAGCCAGCGAAUGGAUGGAUCAUAUGUUAUGUGCAGUUCGGCAUGCAUCUUAACAGAAGAAAGCUUGGUUGCUUCUACUGUGUGUAAAUUUCAGCCAGACUGUAAUUUGCUGUAUAGUUGAAGACACUGAGAAAUGAAAUAUGAGCAACCUGAGCCCACUCAACGAGAAAUCAAUGUUGUUACUUUUUGAACAUCUGACUUGCUUAUAUGCCUACAGACAGUGUCUACGCAUAACAAUUUUAUGAAAAAUUAGAUAUUAUUGCAGUUAAUAUAA
This is a messenger RNA of Jatropha curcas, 1332 nucleotides long. Its product is annotated as bacterial hemolysin-like protein. Gene Ontology annotation, molecular function: RNA binding; methyltransferase activity. NCBI's taxonomy places the organism in Eukaryota, Viridiplantae, Streptophyta, Magnoliopsida, Malpighiales, Euphorbiaceae. Gene Ontology annotation, biological process: methylation. The record is from RefSeq and is a predicted model, not a curated record.